AAUUUGUUGAAGCGAAUAGAAUCCUGUAACUCUGCGUAAACAACAUUCCUGACUCAAACGACGUGGUUCGAAUUUCAAUAUUCCAGUCCACUGAGCUGUGAGCACACCCUAGAUUCCACUUUACUCCUCCGGAAGGCAUCGGGAGCGAAGAGGAAAUGGCAACGAGGCAAAUGGAAGAAAUACAGAAGAAACUUGCGACGCUGAAUUACCCGAGAGCCAAUGCUCCUGCGCAGUCUCUCCUCUUCGCUGGCAUGGAGCGCUACGCCCUUCUCGAGUGGCUCUUCUUCCGACUAUUGGGUGAUAAAUCACCAUUCUCGCAACAAAGUCAGCAAGGGGAUACCAUUGUUCGCGACGAAGAGACUUCUCGCAUCCAAUAUUUGGCGGAGAUUGCAAAGUUUCUGGGAUUUACAACUACUAUAGAUACAGAAGCCAUCCAAGUACGAGGAAGCUAUGAAGAUCGCACUGAAAUGCUUCGUCUUAUAGUUGAUCUUGUAGAGGCAAGCAUCUAUGCUGAUAGUCCAGAAUGGAGCAUCGAUGAGCAGGUGAACAAGGAUAUACAACUUAUAGAUUCUAUUGCAGAAAAACAAGCUCAAAUAUUCUUCGAGGAGUGCAAGUUGUUCCCUGCAGAUGUUCAAAUUCAAUCAAUAUAUCCACUGCCAGAUGUUUCUGAGUUGGAGUCGAAGCUUUCAGAACAAUCAAAGAUACUAUUGAAUCUUCAACUAAAGGUUGACGAUUUGGCAUCAAAGCAUGCUUACAACCCAAAUGAGGAGUAUGCAGAGGUGGAAUCCCAAUUGAGGGCACAUUUGGAAUCUUUUCUAGAAACUGCAAGAUCAUUCAAUAUGAUUUACACCAAGGAAAUUCGUCCUUGGACGCAUAUGAUGGAGGUACCACAGCUCCAUGGGUUUGGCCCUGCUGCCAAUCGCUUAUUGGAGGCAUACAAGAUGCUUUUGAAGGUAUUUUUCUUUGUAGUUUAUUGGCAUGUUGUAUCGUUGGUUUUAUGCUUUUCCUUUUAUAUGGCUGUGAUUGUGAACAUCUCUCUAUUAGGUUUCUUUUAG
Corylus avellana is the source of this 1055-nucleotide messenger RNA. NCBI's taxonomy places the organism in Eukaryota, Viridiplantae, Streptophyta, Magnoliopsida, Fagales, Betulaceae. The record is from RefSeq and is a predicted model, not a curated record.